Molecule: messenger RNA, 117 nt
Organism: Perkinsus marinus ATCC 50983
Lineage: Eukaryota; Perkinsozoa; Perkinsida; Perkinsidae
Exons: 2
Coding region: 1-117 (38 amino acids)
Source: RefSeq, a predicted model, not a curated record
AUGGAUACCUAUCAUACCAGAAACUAUUGGCUCUUUUGCUACACGAGCGAUCUCAUUUUGAUAUGUGUGNNNNAUCAGUCUGGUCUACGUUGUUAUUCUAGGAAUUGUUUACUGUGA